Molecule: messenger RNA, 345 nt
Organism: Penicillium digitatum Pd1
Lineage: Eukaryota; Fungi; Ascomycota; Eurotiomycetes; Eurotiales; Aspergillaceae
Product: Apq12 family protein
Source: RefSeq, a predicted model, not a curated record
AUGGUGCUUCAACCAUACCUCAUCGAGCCCCUCUCGAGCGUCCUCGCCUCCUACUCCUCCUCCAUGCCAGACCUGCUCUCAAUUUUCCUCCUCGCCAUCAUCAUCAUCGUCUCCCUCAAGGUUCUCGAAUACGCCUAUCGCGUGGUCAUGUUCUGGGUCAUGCUCGCUUUCAGGCUUGCCUUCUGGGGCUCGAUUCUCGGUCUCGGCUGGUAUAUCUACAGUGUUGGCAUUGAGAAUGCGGGCAGGGAUUUCGGGUGGCUUUAUGGUGUGAUAUAUGGGUUUGUGGACGAUUUUCAGGAAAAGAGUAAGAUCGCUGCGGCGGCUUAUGCGGGGAAUCCAAAGUAA